Messenger RNA from Pimephales promelas (fathead minnow), 2213 nucleotides. It is a transcript of the gene slc5a5, whose product is annotated as solute carrier family 5 member 5. Gene Ontology annotation, biological process: sodium ion transport; iodide transmembrane transport. Gene Ontology annotation, cellular component: extracellular exosome; membrane. Lineage: Eukaryota; Metazoa; Chordata; Actinopteri; Cypriniformes; Leuciscidae. The record is from RefSeq and is a predicted model, not a curated record. Gene Ontology annotation, molecular function: symporter activity.
UAUUACAGGUAUAUUAAUUCCCAAUUCUCCUCCCAUCAGACUGCCUUCGAUUAUCCAAAUUAUCAGCCCAGACAAAUAAAUCCCCCUCUAUUUGAAAGAAUGCUCAUUCACUUUCCACACCGGUCAGUGACAGUGAACAUAUCUUUAAACCAAUACUUGAUUACUCUACAUGCUGGCCUAUGGUCUUUUCAUAUAAACUCAUUUAGCAUUGUUUUGGUCAAGGCUGACCGUCUCUUGAAGAGAAGGACUCUACUCAUUUAGGCUCUGAGUCUAAACAGAGAGCGCUAUGGCUUCGGACUCGGACAACUUGGGCUUCUGUUUGGUGGACUAUGUGGUAUUUGCUGCUAUGCUGGUGGUUUCGUUGUCCAUCGGGCUAUUCCAGUCUCUGCGAUACACCCAGGGUCGCUCGAAUGUGGACAACUUCUUCACAGGGGGCAGGGGUUUCUCUGCUGUGCCGGUUGGACUGUCGCUCUGUGCCAGCUUUAUGUCAGCUGUCCAAGUGCUCGGUGUGCCAUCUGAGGCAUAUUUAUAUGGCUUUAAGUUUCUCUAUAUGUGCCUGGGACAAGCCCUCAACUCCCUCAUUACUGCAGUUGUGUUCGUUCCUGUGUUUUAUCGUCUCAAAAUCACCAGCGCACAUCAGUAUUUAGGAAUGAGGUUUGGGAGAGGGAUGCAGCUCUUGGGAAGUUUGCAGUUCAUUGUAGCCACACUUCUCUACACUGGAAUAGUGAUCUUUGCUCCUGCAGUCAUCUUGAAUCAGGCCACGGGCCUAAAUAUGUGGGCGUCUCUUUUCUCAACUGGACUCGUCUGCACAUUUUACACAACAGUGGGUGGUAUAAAGGCUGUAAUCUGGACAGAUGUUUUUCAGAUUGUAGUCAUGCUCUCUGGGUUCGUUGCCAUCUUCAUUCAGGGCACCAUAUUGGCAGGAGGGCCUGCCAGAGUUUUAGAGAUCGCCAACAAUGGAUCCCGCAUCAAUUUUAAUGAUUUUGCCAUAGACCCUCAGAGGCGGUACUCGUUCUGGAGUUUCACAGUGGGCGGCACAAUGGUGUGGUUAUCCAUGUAUGGAGCCAAUCAGGCCCAAGUACAGCGCUACAUAUCAUGCAGGACUGAGAAACAAGCCCAACUGGCGCUGCUGGUAAAUCAGGUGGGUCUGUGUCUGAUUGUGAGCAGUGCAGCCACCUGUGGCAUUGUGAUGUUUGCUUUAUACUCCAACUGUGACCCGCUGAAGACUGGCAGAAUAUCUGCACCUGACCAGUACAUGCCGUACUUGGUUUUGGACAUUUUCCGGAAUCAUCCAGGCUUCCCGGGUCUUUUUCUAGCCUGUGCCUACAGUGGAACUUUAAGUACUGUCUCUACCAGCAUCAACGCAAUGGCAGCUGUUACUAUGGAGGAUGUAAUGAAGCCGUGGCUAAUCACUGUUUCACAGAGAAAACAGCUCUUACUCUCCAAGUCAUUAUCUCUGUUGUACGGGCUCGGCUGCAUUACAAUGGCUGCGCUCUCCUCCCUGCUGGACUGGGGAGUCCUUCAGGGUUCGUUCACAGUUAUGGGUGUAGUGAAUGGUCCACUUCUGGGAGCGUUUGUGCUGGGCAUGUUUGUUCCAGCCACAAAUAAACCGGGGGUUUUCUCAGGUGUGGCUGUGGGUUUUUGUCUGUCUCUAUGGCUCGCUGUUGGAAGCACAAUUUAUCCUCCUUCACCACAAAUAAUGGGUGUUUUACACACUAGCGCUGAUCACUGUCUAGCAACUAAUGCAACGCUCAACAGCACCACAGCAGUCACUAAAUCAUCAGUCCCCCGGGAUUAUGGCUUUCAAAAUAUCUAUUCAAUAUCAUACCUGUACUUCGGAGCCCUGUCAACUAGUGCAGUCAUGCUAGUAGGUGUGGUGGUUAGCUACAUUACAGGACCCACCAAGAAGGAUUCUAUCGGUCCUGGUUUGUUACGGUGGAACUUGGAACAAAAAACCUGUCAUAACUUGAAUGAAACUACAGGGACAGCACACAAUCCCACCGAAAUCCUUCUCAGUUCAAAAGAACAAUUUGCCACAGCUGAUAAACAAGUUGUUUUACUGAACAAAGGUGAAGUUUAGACAGGUGCAGGACCCGCUUUAAAAGUCAGGUUUCAAACUAAAUUUCCAAGAAAUAAUGCAGCUUAAAGGAGUAGUUCACUUUUUAAAAAAACUUUUGCUGAUAAUUUACUCACCCCCACGUCUUUCUUUCUUC